GGCUUUCUUCCCUUGUUAGAUGUGGUAGGAGUGACUUGGAGCGAGUCACAUGAGAGACAGUGCUGACUGUUCCUGCCCAGCAGCGCCAUGUUAGUAAAGAGCCGUAUCAAGACACGGGAACUCAGCAGGUAAAGCAGCAGUAAACAUAUAUAAACACCGUAGCACUGUUAAAACAGUACACAAAACAGACUAAUACCGAUACUGAAUGAUGAUUUACACUGAACAGUAAAGGACGUAUUGUAUUCUACAACAGACCACUUGUGGCAACCAUGGCAGCAAAAUCCUCCCUGUUCAAAGUCAUCCUGUUAGGAGAUGGCGGAGUUGGGAAGAGCUCCCUCAUGAACAGAUACGUGACCAACAAAUUCGACACGCACCUGUUCCACACCAUCGGUGUGGAGUUCCUAAACAAGGACUUGGAAGUAGAUGGACACUUUGUCACCAUGCAGAUCUGGGACACUGCCGGACAGGAACGGUUCAGGAGCCUGAGGACUCCUUUCUACCGUGGCUCUGACUGCUGCCUCCUCACAUUCAGCGUGGAUGACAGCCAGAGCUUUCAAAACAUCAGCAACUGGAAAAAGGAGUUCAUGUACUACGCCGAUGUCAAGGAACCAGAGAGCUUCCCCUUCGUGGUCCUGGGAAAUAAGGUGGAUGUUGCAGAGAGGCAGGUGUCUUUAGAGGAAGCCCAGACCUGGUGCAGAGAAAACGGCAACCACCCCUAUUUCGAAACCAGCGCCAAGGAUUCCACCAACGUUGCAGUAGCCUUUGAGGAGGCGGUCCGCAGAGUUUUGGCCACAGAGGACCGGACGGACCACCUGAUCCCUACAGACACUGUAAACCUCCAUAGGAAGCCCAAGUCAAGCUCUUCCUGCUGUUGACUAUUUAUUUAUCACUUUGGUGUGCCGUGGAAGUUCAAAUGCAUAGACUGCUAUACAAAAAGGGGUACAGAAACCUACAUUGGACCAUACAUUGUCCUCCUAGCUUAACCCUCCCCUUCUCACACACACUCAUCUUAUCAAAAGCCAUUUCAUAAUGCUGAAUAUUGGCAACCUUAUGUAUCAGCCUGCAGGUAUGAUUUCUGAGUGAAGCAGAUUGACUUGAAAAUAGUCUUUUGAUGGGGUAAAAGUAAAAAAAUAUAUAUAUAUUAAAAAAGUGCUAACUACAAAAAAAUGUUAGACUACAAUUAUUGUAUAUAAUUGUUAUGUUGCCACUUUUAAGUUUUAAAUCUAAAGAUCUAGAAGUAACUGUCAAUGCAGAGGACUUAAAUACUAAAAGCACUACUACUAAUACUACUGUGUCAGAAUUUUCAGAAAUGAAAAAAGAGAAAGUUUACAAAUCUGACAAUGGCAAUAAGUUUGUUUUUUGUAAAACUAUUCACUUGAAUCUUGCCUAUGUAUUAAUCUGAGAGUAAUAACCAGCUUUAACUGAUUGUAUAAAGCUCUAAUAGAUUUCAAAACCUGAUUAAACUUUUGGUGCCUGAA
Acipenser ruthenus (sterlet) is the source of this 1478-nucleotide messenger RNA. RefSeq names its product ras-related protein Rab-9A. Gene Ontology annotation, molecular function: GTPase activity; GTP binding. The coding region runs from base 270 to 875 and encodes 201 amino acids. The transcript is spliced from 3 exons. Gene Ontology annotation, biological process: retrograde transport, endosome to Golgi; Rab protein signal transduction. NCBI's taxonomy places the organism in Eukaryota, Metazoa, Chordata, Actinopteri, Acipenseriformes, Acipenseridae. Gene Ontology annotation, cellular component: late endosome; lysosome; phagocytic vesicle. The record is from RefSeq and is a predicted model, not a curated record.